CCCCGCGGGCGGCGGGAAGGGGCGGGCGGUCCUGCGCGGGGUCGGGCGGUUCCGCUGCUUCCCGUUCAUCCGGCAGAGCCGCGCGUCCCCGCCGGCCGCCGCCCCCGCCGGGUGACCGCUAACGGCCGCCACCGGACGGAGGGCCGGGGCCUGCCGGGCCCCGCCGCCCCUCGCUGGCUGGUUGCUCUGGGAGAGCGGCGUUGCUGGCGAGGAACCGGCGGCGAGCAGCCUUCGCCAGAGCAGCAGCGUGAGCCUGCGGCCGGCUCCCCCGCUCCGUGCGCGGCGGGGCCGGCCUGCCGCACGGUGCUGCCCCGCUGCGCGGUGAAACCGGGCCCUCUCGUACCGCCAGUGCAAAUACAAGUGUGCAGGAGACCAAUGUCCUCAGGGUAGGAAUAACCAGGAAGCUGCUUUAUCUCCGUGGUAAUCUCUCCAACCACUAUGGACAUCCAAGGGCUGUGUUGCAAGAUGUCUUAGUAGAUUUUCUACUCAGCCAUUGUAUGGGACGAACUGACAUUUAAAAAAAGCUAACCAAGCAACCCUACAGCUUGAAUUGAACUAAAGUACAUACUCGGAAGAUGGCUAUUAGUAACUCAGCUUCUUCUGUUGUAAGGAAGAACACAUCCGAAAUGUGACACAGGAUAUCUCUGGAAGUAGAGUGAAAUAGAACUGUGUUUCUAGGAUCUUAAACUUUUAUACUGAACUUCAAGUAUUGAAAAGGUGGAUUAGCUCCUCAAUUUCAUUUCUGGUGUUCUGUUGCCCACCUCUGCAGAACUGCCUGUUGCAGCAACUUCUGUUAACUUGCCCCAACAUGUAGCUAGGGUGUCUGCGUUUUAAUGAAUAUUUGUAGCUGUAGCUGAGUGUUCUAAAAUUAUGGUAUAGCAUAUACUUAAAAGAAGUCUUUUGUGCUGUGUAAGGUGGGCUUAUUAAAAAUAAGCUAGUAACUUCUUGAGUAGUAUGAUACUAUAUGAAUGAAUUAAAGCUAAGUCUAAAUCAUCUGCUCAAGUUUCACUGACCUCUUAGUACUUACUAAAUAAUUGUAACCUAUCUGUAAUAUUUUGAAACCUUCUGUUUCAUAAAACAGUCACUUAAUAGAGUAUUUUCAUGCUAAAUCAGCAUGUAAAAUACUGCAUUUCUGGCAAAUUUUUAAACUAAGCUUAAAUAGCUGUAGUAUGUUUAAUCAUUUAAUUGAAGUUGUAAUUUUCUGGGAGGUAAAAUUAUCUCUUAACCAUGCUGUGAAAGUUUUCUACAGGCAUUUAUUUCACAUGAAUUAAAAUGAAGUACUGAAUAGUGAAUUCACAUUUGACUGUUUAAUUAGCAAUAAUAAAUGAAGAUAAGUCUGUUCAAUAAUUAAAUUGAAGUUGACUAUAAUUCUGCAUCUGCUACAUGUUUCCAAGUUUCAGAAUCAGAAAUAAACCCUACUGUAAAUAAUUUAUUUUUCUAUGCAAGUUUAACACAGUAACUUCUAUUUUAUUUUUUGUACACUUAAUUUUAUAGACUUUAAGUAGCAAAGUGGUGUUUUUACUAGUUAAAUUAUUAAAUACUCCUUUGAAUUUUAGGUAUUUUUAAAUUGUUAAGAAAAGGCCAAAUACAAUUUUUUGGCAUUUACUAAUACUUAGUGUUGUCUUUUUUGUAUAAACGAUAUUUAAAGUCAAACUUACACAGCAAUCAAAAAUGACAAAACGACCUCAAAUUCAUAUUUUUGUGGGAGCUCCUAGUAUUCCAAGCCUGCAGGAUGUGUCAGAGCAAAGUAGUUCAGCACCUGCUGCUGAAAAAUGGAGAGAACUCCGCUGUUCAUGUCAUAUAUCCAGUCUCUCUUCUGAAAAAGUCGAAGGUGCUGACCAUGUAGUGUUUCAGGCAGAAAGCUCUAUAGUCACAGCACUUCCUACAGAUGACAACAGCUCUCAGCUGCUCAAAGAGGGGAGAUUAAUGGUAGCAAAAGAAUAUUUGACAUCAGUAUCUGCGGCAGUAACUUGUAUCAGCACACCUAAAAAGACUGAAAGUUUAAUUUAUUCUGACUGUCAAAUAUCUAAAGAUAAAUGCACACAUGCAAGUGUAAAUCAGGCUGCAGAUCACCACCCUCCUCAAAAAUUUGCAGAAUCAGCUAGAGAGGACAACCAAUCACAUGGCUGUUGUUCAAACCUCACUGAAAGCAAAGCCAGUCAUUUAGAAGUUAACAGCUCUGACAUUUCUGAUUUGGUUGCCAGUACUAAGCAGAUUAGCAUACAUCUCAGGUCUGUGGGACAAGUUGUUCAAUCAGAGCAUGGAAGCGAUCACCAUGAAUAUCUAAGUCAAUAUCUGGAUAUGUUUUUCUCCCAAAAUCAAGAGUCAAAACCAAAAGGAACACCAGGUGAUUGUUCAGACCUUGCAGUAUCAACUGAUACUGAAUUUCACAGUAUAAUGACUUCAAGUCAGAUGGCUGUUUCUGCUCAGGAUCGGAAUGAGUUGCAGAAAAGAAUCAUAAAAUUAUCACAAACAGAAGCAGACAAGAAACCUGAAGGAAGGCAACAUGAUCGCUUGCAGCUUGAUUUGGAUGUUGGAACGUGUCUUAAUGUGGCUGAAAAUGAAUAUAAGGAAGAGAAUGAAAGUUCCCUUGAACUUUUCAGUUCUAAGGAAGAUGGGAAAGAUGCUUGCUUUGAAGCUACAAAACAAGAAAGGAAUGCUCAGGAAAAUACAGAGAAGUCUCAAGAACUUAAUGUUCCUGCUGAGCAAUUGGUAAAUGAAAUCCAUAUUGAACCAUUGAGCUCAGGAAUAUUGUGCUCUCAAGUAGACAGUUCUCAUAAGAACUCUUCUAAAAGAACCCGCAAGUGUGAAGAUUCCUUUCAUAUUUUUCACUCAGCAUUUAAAAGACAGCUGAAAUCAAAGAGAGUUAAACUGAAUUCUUCUCCAGCUGGUCCUGGGAUGAGAGUGGAUCAAGAGAGGACGACAGAGCUCAAGAAACUUCAAAAGAAGCUAUCACCACUUAAGAAUUGCCGCUGUAAAAACAAAAAGUACAACGUUUUAGUCACAGUAUUACAUCCUUGUCAUAUCAAAGAAAUACCGGUGAAGACUAGACCAAAAUCUUCAUGUAGAGUUCCUGUAGCAACAAUUGUUGUUAUUGACCAGUCAAAAAUUGAGAGAAAGGUGGUGCUGUGGCGUGGUGCUGCAUUUUGGUCACUCACUGUGUUUCCUGGGGAUAUCGUACUGCUUACAGAUAUAAUAAUGUAUGAGAAUCUUUGGUGUGGAGAAAUCAUGCUGCAAUCUACAUUUACCAGUCAGUUACUGAAUCUGGGGAACUACGCUACGCUCAGUCCAGAAGAAUUUUAUCCUGUAGUGGAUGGUGGUGUUCUCCAUGGUCUGUUGGCUUACAUAUCAUCAGAAUUUCCGCACUUCAGAGACAUCCCACGAAGACAAGUUCAGAGACUUGAUAGUGUUCAGUAUAUGCAGUUAGACCAGCUCCAGCCAAAUACACUGGUUCACUCAAUCUUGAAAAUUAUCAACAUUGCUGUAUUAACAGAAUCUGUGUAUAGCUACAGAGGUGGCAACCAAAGAAAAAUUAUUCUAACAGUAGAACAGAACAGAGAUCAACACUAUAGGAUGGUGCUGUGGGGAGCAGGGGCUGCCUGGUGCCCUCAACUUCAAAGGAAAAAAGAUCACAUAUGGGACUUCAAAUAUCUUCUGGUCCAACACAGUUCUGUUUCGGGUGACUUGGAACUGCACACAACUCCAUGGUCGUCUUAUGAGUGCUUGUUUGAUGAUGACAAAAGAGCAAUUGAAUUUAAAGAAAAGUUUCAGAAAAGCAAAGCAUCCCUUGUGCAGUUGACAAAGCUCUCGGCCCAUUUGGAGGAAAAAUGCUCAGGAGUGGUUCAAGUGAAAGCCCAUAUCUCAGAACUGAAGUUUAUCACUUCAACUGGUCAGCACAAGCAACUCAUCUUCCGUGCUGACACUUCACUGGAGUGCAUUUUGGCUUCUCUGCCUAUGAUUACAUAUUCAGGUUGUGCUAAAUGUGGUUUGGAACUACAGGCUGAUGAGAACAUGAUCUACAAGCAAUGUAUUAGAUGUUUGCCGUACAACAAAGUGAAAACAUUCUACAGACCUGCUUUGAUGACAGUGGAAGAUGGAGGAUGUGAAAUUUAUGUUCAUGUGGUGUCUGAGUUGAUGGAAAAAAUCUUCCUUAAUAUUCCUGCAGACUGGCUGAACAGAUCAGUAGUGCCCUCUUCGGAUAUAACCUACGGCACAAUAGUUGCAGAUCUGUGUCAUUUGCUGCUAGCAGAUACAGAAGCAUCCUAUUUGUUGGAGAUCAGGAGCCAUUUUGUGCUAGAUGAGAACAGCUACCCUUUGCAAAAGGAUUUCCAUCUGCUUACCUUUCAUCCUGAUCUUUGAAGUAUUGACCUCUGCAAUAACUGAGUAACAGCCCAUCGGAACACACAGAUGGCAAACAGAAGAAAAAAGAAUUAGCUCAAGGAAAAAAAUCUUUUUAAAAAUACAAGAAAGGAUUUUAGUUUUAACUUAUUAAAAAAACUCCAAAAGACUGGUAUGGAAUAUCUGCUAAUAGUAUAUACUGCUGCUGUAGUACUGAUAAAUUGUCAUAAAGUCUAUUUUUAUACACAUAUUUUUAUCUUAAAGUAUCGCUGGGUAGCUUAUUAACUUUUCUCCCCAGAAAAGUUCACUAGUAUUGAGAGACUGGAUUUUUCUCAGAUAUGGCAGAUUAGAGGAAGACAGCCAAAAUUCGGUAAUACUAUUUUAGUUAUAAGAUUUUUGUUUGUUGUAUCAUACACAUUAUCUGUAACUUGAUUGUGUCUUUGCUUGCCUUGCUGUUGUGGUUGCUUUCCUUCUAACAGCAGGAUUUCUGCCAUUUACCCUCACCAAUUUUGCUGCCAUUGUUUUUUUUCUUGUAAAGUAGAACUGUCUCACUGAAUCUAAUGUUCUGUAUCCAGAAGUUGUUGCACCAAUUUAAUUAAGAGGUUCUAAACACUUUAAACUGGUACAUUCUUUCGUGGAUCCUUUAAAUAAUUUAAUUCUUGUAGUAUUUAUCCAGAAUAAGCUGGCAAAUAAACUUAAUCACCUUAAGCCCAUUUACUCAGUUUAACACUGGUCUGCAGAAUUUUCUCCCAACUUGAUCAGAUUUAGGAAUGAAUUUAAUUCUUUUUAAAGUCCUAAUGUGUUCUGAUAGUGAUUGUUAUCAGUAAAAGAUUUGAGUAAAUGACUGCACCUGACUUCAUAAAGUAACAAUCUCAUAACUAUUACUCUGUAAAAGUGAUUAAACAUAUAGUUCAGUAUUUUUCUCUGAUAUUUAUAUCUUUCUCUGAUAUAAAUUGUGCCUCUUACUGAGGCUGGCAGAAGCUGUGUAGGGCAUGAAUCAUUUGCUGUCUGGCUUGAUCCUUCCAGAUCUUUACCUGCACUCUUCUCAUUUAGGAAAUCAGUUUCUGCAUACACUGUUUGAGCUAUCCUCAGGCUUCAAACACAGAACUUUUCUCAAAACUGAAUUUGAUAAACCAAGUUGUCAGAUGUAUUAUAAUGCAUGUAAUGUGACUGUUGAACAGCUUUCAUGUGCUAUUUGUUGGAAGUGGCUACUUAUAAUUGAAUAACUGUGUUUCUUGGUGCUAGCUUGGAUUCUGUCCUUGUAUCUCAUGUGAAACCAAUUUGGGACUCUUGGGUUUUUAAUGGUGUUAGAGCUGUGUGUAAGCCAUGUGUUUUCUUGUGUACUAAUAAAGGGCACGGUAGUGUUUCUGA
Molecule: messenger RNA, 5709 nt
Organism: Phalacrocorax carbo (great cormorant)
Lineage: Eukaryota; Metazoa; Chordata; Aves; Suliformes; Phalacrocoracidae
Source: RefSeq, a predicted model, not a curated record